Varanus komodoensis (Komodo dragon) is the source of this 1281-nucleotide messenger RNA. It is a transcript of the gene TRUB1, whose product is annotated as TruB pseudouridine synthase family member 1. Bases 199 to 1032 code for a protein of 277 amino acids. Gene Ontology annotation, molecular function: pseudouridine synthase activity; RNA binding. Gene Ontology annotation, cellular component: mitochondrion. The transcript has 8 exons. Lineage: Eukaryota; Metazoa; Chordata; Lepidosauria; Squamata; Varanidae. The record is from RefSeq and is a predicted model, not a curated record. Gene Ontology annotation, biological process: mRNA pseudouridine synthesis; tRNA modification.
UUCCUUUUUCCCCGGUCUUACCGGGCGAUUUCUUGCUGUCGGGCUGAGCUUGGUUGGUGGAGCCACGUGGGUAGGAAGCGGAGCUUGCUCGACGAGGGUCGGAAUCGGCGCGGGGGAGCUUUUGCUGCUGUUGCUGUUGCCGCCGCCGCGUACUUCUCUCGGCCCGGGACGGCCCAAGGAGUGCUGUUGGACGCAGUUAUGAAUAGUGCAGCAGCUGCGAAGCUUCGCUCUUGUAAUGGGCUGUUUGCAGUGUAUAAACCUAAAGGGCCCACUUCUUCAGAUGUAUUAAACCGUCUUAAGGGGAAGCUGUUCGCAGCUGGUAUAGUGGAGCCUACCAGAAGAAAAAGGAAACAAGCUUUAAAGUUUGGACAUGGUGGGAUUCUGGAUAGCAAUGCCACUGGCGUACUAGUGGUUGGCAUUGGAAAAGGAACUAGAAUGUUGAGCAGCAUGUUGGCAGGUUCUAAGAAAUACACUGUUAUUGCAGAAUUGGGAAAGGCAACAGACACAUUUGAUUCUACUGGACAAAUAACUGAAGAAAAACCUUAUGACUGGAUAACCAAAGAGGAUCUUGAGGCUGUCCUGCAGAAAUUCACUGGAAACAUCAUGCAAGUUCCCCCAGUCUAUUCUGCCCUGAAGAAAGAUGGACAGAGGUUGUCGGAUCUGGUUAGGAAAGGAGAAGGUGUGGAAGCAAAGCCUGCCAGGCUAGUCACCGUUUACAGUCUCACUCUCAAAAACUUCGAGCCGCCCUUGUUCACGCUCGAUGUUGAAUGUGGCAGUGGCUUUUAUGUCAGAAGCUUGGUCAACGACAUUGGCAAAGAGCUUUCCUCCUGUGCCACCGUACAGGAGCUGACCCGAACCAAACAGGGACCAUUUACACUGGAAGAACAUGCACUUUAUGAAGACAAAUGGACAAUUGAUGAAAUUGCUCAAUCCCUGGAGUGUUGCAUGCCUCUUCUCCAGGCAGAGCCAUCUCGUAAAAAAUUAAAGACAGAACUGUCUGAAGAACACACCAUGAGCAGUGAAGAUAAGUGAUAAGUCAAGCUAAGGAAAAAGACCGAAUGACUGAGACAUUUUAAGAUUGCUCUGGGAUUGUCUUGUCUUAACCUGUAAAUAUACAGUCCUGUGCAUGGAGGAUGACAAAUUACAAUACAGUGAAAAUGAUGUUUUUCUCUCAUUUCCGCCCAUGCCAAGCCACACAGGAAGAUGUCCAGCGUUUAUUUCUACUCAUAAUGUCCAUGCUGCAUUGUAAACAUAUUCAUAAAGGAAGGAGACUUAUUACUA